Etheostoma spectabile (orangethroat darter) is the source of this 1051-nucleotide messenger RNA. RefSeq lists its product as uncharacterized. The record is from RefSeq and is a predicted model, not a curated record. Lineage: Eukaryota; Metazoa; Chordata; Actinopteri; Perciformes; Percidae. The coding region runs from base 190 to 987 and encodes 265 amino acids. The transcript is spliced from 7 exons.
AAUUAAAAGUGACUGUUGGGCAUUGCUUGAGGUAUUUGCUGUACUAAAUUCCCUUGAUGUUUAUGUUUGGGUCCCUCUCUUCAGGUGAAAUGGAGUGGCACAAACCAAGAAGGUGCUGGUAAAACACUAGGGGAGGAAGUAGAGCAAUGUAAUGCUUUCCUCUCCAGGAUAGCAGUCACCACAAAGCAUAUGUCAAAAGCAGGACGCAAUGACAUGCUGACACUCCUGGCCAUAAGAUGGAACCAGCAGAAAUGUCAAAACCUGGCUACUGGACUUUCCCAGAGAUACCAUAAGACAUCUAAAGCUCUCAAUAUCCAGAUGGGGGACCUGGAAACCCUGAAAGCCCAGCAUCAACUGGAUGAACAAACUGUGGAAGAAUUUGUGCAAGAAGUAAAAGAAUGGGCAGAUGGAGAAACUGACCAUCAAGGCACACCACAAGCUUUGUGUAAGAAGAUUGAGGCCCUCACAACCAGCAUCAAGACGAGAGCUCAACUCCUAUAUCGGAAAAAUGACAGCAACAAAGGUCGACAUAGAAUUCGCAGAAAAAUAAGGCAACAGAAGACCACUUUGAAGGCCAUGGUGGCAGAAUACAACAGUCUCGUUCCACACGAGCAAGCGGUGUGCAUGGAUAGCGUUCUGGACACAGAACAUCCCUGGCCUUGGCAAAUUACACAGAGUGGCUCUGCUGAUUUUAGCACAAAGAAAGAAGUCUUCGAUAGGGUCAUGGGUGUUCGAAGGCUUCAAGAAGAUAAGAAGAUCCUUGUGAAAGAGAUGAAGCAGCACUGGGAGUCUCUCAAAGCCCAUGCCAGGGUCUUGUCUGAGUUGUCUCAGCAUCAGAGUGAAGACACCAUACAAAGACAUCUCACAGAGAAAGCCACAAAGGGUCACACCUGCCUCAUCCUCAGAAAGCAGUGGGAAAUGAGAGAGCUGCAGCGGCAUAUAAGAAAACACUACCUGCAUGUGCUGUCAUCAGCACAUAAGCUCUGAAGAUUCAGAGUCUGAUGCAAUGUAAAACAGGAAGAAGAUGUGGUGCUCAUGAUCACAUUGACAC